AUGCAUCGUCUCCAUUGUCAUGUCCAGAAUUACCAGUGGGGCAAGAAGGGUGCCUCUUCUGAGGUUGGCCUUCUCUAUGCCGCCGGUCACAAGAAGUUCAUGCUCGAUGAACAGAAGCCUUAUGCCGAGGUAGGAUAUUGUUUCGUAUAUUGAAAGCUGACAAAAAAUAAAUUUAUAUCAAGUACGAAGCACAGAAAUUUAUUUGCAGCUAUGGAUGGGGACACAUCCUGAUGGUCCGGCCCGAAUUCAAGGCUCCGAUGUGAGGUUAAGUGAGCACAGAGCACUCGAAGAGAACAAUGAAGGAGAUGAUCAUCUGCCUUUUAUCAUGAAAAUCAUGGCCAUUGAACAUACUCUUUCUCUACAAGUACAUCCCACUAAAGAACAAGCAACUCAGUUACAUGACAACGAUCCCUUCCAUUACCCUGACAGAAAUCAUAAACCUGAACUGGCCUAUGCGCUCAACAGAUUCGAACUUCUUUGUGGAUUCAGACCAGCCAAAGAGAUCUUGAUUAAUAUGGAAGGUAAGGGUUUACCGAUAAAACUAAGACGAUCACAUCAAAUAUAUUCCCAUUAUACAUCUAUCUUUUCAGCUUUUCCGGAGAUCAAAACGCUUAUGGGAAUAGAGAAUUGCCAACGAUUCAAGACUCUGGUAAAAGCUGGCUUCAGAGAUGACAGUAACGAGCUGAAACAAGCCCUAAAGGCAUGCUUCACUAAGAUGAUUUACAUUAAAAAUCAUGCUGAUGUUAUUGUAAAAUGUCUGGAAAUCCUCAAAAAUGAUCUGGAUGAUGGAGUGAGAGGAUGUUUAAUCGAAGAAACCGUCGAAAUUAUGAAAGAUACCAUGCAGAGGUUCCCCGGAGAUGUUGGAUGUUUCGCUCCUCUGUAUUUGAAUCACAUGAUUUUAGAGCCAGGACAAUGCUGCUACUACGCGGCCGAGGAAUUGCAUGCAUACCUUAGUGGAGGUAAGCAGUCUUUUUGCAACUAUCUCAAAAUUCCUACAUCGCCUGAUUAAUAUUUUUUAGAGUGCGUGGAAUGUGUGGGUUGCUCAAAUAAUACGAUAAGAGCUGGUCUUACCAAUAAAUUUGUGGACAAGAAGAGUCUAAUCGAAGUUCUCAACUACAGAAUGACUGCUCCCGAAUACUAUUUGGUGCCUCCAAAAAGUCUGACCAGAAAUGUGGCCGAAUAUGCCCCCGAGAACUGUGCUGACUUUACUUUGCAUGAGAUCAAAAUCAACGACGAACUGGCUUCCUCAUCCACAGAGGCCGUCCUCCCAACCUUAGAAUGCGCGAGUAUCAUCGUCUUUGUAUCCGGAGAUGUGGAAGUCGUAGAAAACGGAGAAAGAAUACACCAAGUGACACGAGGGGACAUCUAUUACAUCCCAAAAGACACAAAUGUUAUGCUGACUCGGAAAGGAGAUAAAGCUGUUCUGGCCUACAGGACACUAAGUUACGAAGACGGACCUGAUCACUCAACUCGAAUCAACACGAAGGAACUCAGCCAAUCCGAUAUUCUUAAACUCAGAAUGCAAAGCGAACUCAGAGAGAGUGUGGGAUUAAAUAACAACCAAUUGGAAGAUGUCUCGGUGCCGAUGGAAGUGAGAGCUGCCUCGAUGAACCUACUCACGGACGUUUCUGGGGAGAUGGAUGGAUUUCUGUAG
This is a messenger RNA of Bursaphelenchus xylophilus (pine wood nematode), 1654 nucleotides long. NCBI's taxonomy places the organism in Eukaryota, Metazoa, Nematoda, Chromadorea, Rhabditida, Aphelenchoididae. The record is from the annotation of a GenBank genome assembly.